This is a messenger RNA of Cucurbitaria berberidis CBS 394.84, 807 nucleotides long. RefSeq lists its product as uncharacterized. The transcript has 2 exons. NCBI's taxonomy places the organism in Eukaryota, Fungi, Ascomycota, Dothideomycetes, Pleosporales, Cucurbitariaceae. Bases 1 to 807 code for a protein of 268 amino acids. The record is from RefSeq and is a predicted model, not a curated record.
AUGGAGAACAAUCUCAGUGCGGCACGACAAGCCAAGCGACUCCUCGACGAUCGCGUCCGCCACGACUGGGAGUAUCCCAAUGUCCCGCCCGCAUGGUCAGCCUCGGAUGAAGAAGUGCGCGAUGCCAGUGAAUUUCGCGAACGCUACUACGGCGAGUCUGACUCGGGCGACUCGGUUGCCGACGACCAAGGAGCCACCAGUCCUUACAAGUUUGAUAGCCCUGACAGCAUUGGAGAUGCGCUGACGCGCACGCGAGAGGCGCGCACGAUGCGACGCAGAGAGCGACUAGAGAGGGAAAUGGCCGAAAAUGAGGGCUUACGCAUCUGGGUCAAGCGGAGGGAUGUGUGGACAGGCGCGGCGAGUGUGAAAAAGUACGGAACCAAACGGCAGAGGCAUGCAAACAGGCCCGCGACACCCGAAACCCAUGACCUCGUUCCUGUCGCGCCCCGUUUCCUCGCUACAAACCCAAUCCGCGCCUCGAUAACUUCUAAAGCCUACUCUGAUAUCUUCCAGAAGAUUGUCGUCUCCGCACGCACACCCUCCGUCCCCAUCAACCUCGCCGACAUGACCAAGGCCUUGGUACAAGGCUGGAAGGAUACUGAUGAAUGGCCGCCUAGGGCAGGAGUCCUAGAUCCUCUUGCCGGUAAGAAGCGCGGAAUUACCGGAGCCGCUGUGAUAGCGCAUCACGGAGGCUUUAUGGAAAGACAUCCACACCUGGAGAAGAGCGUGGACAGCGUAAAGCGCAUCUUGCAUCUUAACGCGCAUCACCACGAUCAGGAGCACGCAGAAGUCGAGAAGGAGGGCUGA